Molecule: messenger RNA, 4607 nt
Organism: Pseudonaja textilis
Lineage: Eukaryota; Metazoa; Chordata; Lepidosauria; Squamata; Elapidae
Gene: ATMIN
Product: ATM interactor
Biological process (GO): positive regulation of transcription by RNA polymerase II
Cellular component (GO): nucleus
Molecular function (GO): transcription cis-regulatory region binding; DNA-binding transcription factor activity, RNA polymerase II-specific
Source: RefSeq, a predicted model, not a curated record
GGCGGCGGCGGCGGCAACGACUCCUCCUCAGUCGCAGCGGCCGCCUCAGCGCGGGAGCCCCGGCUUGAGCCUGGGGCUCGGCCGUCCCCGCCGCCCGGCACCCCGCGACGUCCGCCAGAGGCCGUCGAGCCCUCGGGAGCUGGUGACGCCCUCGGUGACGGAGCUGUCUCGGGCCGUCCGCAGCAACAUCUUGUGCACGGUGCCCGGCUGCGGCAAAGUGCUGCCCAACCCGCCGGCGCUGAGCAUGCACCUCAGCAAGGCCCACCGCCUGCAGCAGGAUGGAAAAAUAUAUCCUUCAAUCAGGAAAGAUCUGAAAACGCCACAGAAAUACUACUGCUGUCCAAUUGAAGGUUGUCCUAGGGGACCCGAAAGACCAUUUUCACAGUUUUCUCUCGUAAGGCAGCACUUCAUGAAAAUGCAUGCUGAAAAGAAGCAUAAAUGCGAUAAAUGUACCAAUUCGUAUGGCACUAUAUGGGAUUUGAAGCGCCAUAUUGCAGACUGUGGCAAGACUUUCCAGUGUACCUGUGGGUGUCCCUAUGCUAGUAGGACGGCAUUGUUAUCUCAUAUUUAUCGGACACAACAUGAGAUCCCGGUUGAACACAGGGAUCCGCCUAGCAAGAAAAGGAAAACUGAAAUUUCCCUGUCUACCUGCCCAUUGGAAGAAAAAACAACGGACAGGACAUCCGCCAACAUCCACAGCAGAUGUGCCAGCGCUGAGGAUUUGGAGACCUCUGAGAUCAAGUCGACCGCUUCCUCUGAAGAUCCCAGCCACUUUUAUUGUGUUCAGCCAACGCAAGCACAGCCCAGAAAUGCCCCAAAGUUUCUCUUGCCUAAGCCGAAAGUGGGUUUGGUUAAGCUCCCUGUCAUGCAGCUGACUCAGUUGCCUAUCUUGGUGCCAGCGCCGAACUCUUCUGUGAAGCCCGUUGUGGUGACUGUGGAUGAGAAGGGUUCUGUGAUGAGUACUGUUCACUUAAUGUCUGUGCCAGUCGGAAUUAUGAUACCCACCGUGGAGACUGAAGCCCUUGCAUUGAAACCCCCACCAGCCCUUUCCAGAACCAAAACUCCCAAUGGUACUAAGCCGGUGAGUACAGGCAUCCAGGUGAAUUUAGGCAAAGCCGCCCCCCAUAAUCCAGUCCAGGAUCUAGAAGCUCUGUGCUAUAAAAAUGGAAUCAGUUCCACCAACGUUCAAACUGACCUGUCUUACUUUUCCCAGAACUUUGUGCCUUCUGCAGCUUGGCCUCCUGAUUCCUCAGUGUCCUCUUGUUCUCAGACAGACCUGACUUUCAGCUCCCAGGCGUUGCUUCCGGUUAGCGUAGAGACACAAACCCUGUUGCCCAGCUCCAAGCUGACUUCCUCCAUAGCUGCUCAGACGGAUGUGCUCGCUCAAGCUUGCUUUCAACCCUGCGGGAUUUCUCGGGAGACUCAGACCAGCAAGUCACAAAAAGGUCUCGACGGGAACGUGCACGUGGACCAGGCUGUCACAUGCAGCAGUCUUUUCAACAGCGUCCAUUCCUCAUUUACCGAUUCCAACCCCAUGACUCAUCCUGGGGGUCCCUUGAUGGCAACCAACCUGGAUCAGAAUAUGCUACCUCAAGGAAACUGCAAAACUUUGAGCCCGGAUACAAAGUGUGAGCCAAUGAUCAGCUUCAACUCACCAACAAACGGUAUUCUUCCCCAGCAAAUUAUGACAGACAAUCAGACGCAAACCAUGGAGCUACUGAAUGACCUGGAAACCAUUUUUUCAAAUAACUCCACGGGCCACCCUGGCCUUCCCUUAAGCACCGUCUCUACCCAGAACGCUGGAAUAGAUUUUGACAUUGAGGAAUUCUUUACGGCCUCCAAUAUCCAAACUCAAACCGAAGAGGCCGAGUUGGGCAACUUGAACUCCGUACCGGCCUUGGAGUCCUUAGACAUUGAAACCCAGACAGAUUUAUUUUCAGACCACACUUCCCAAUCUUAUACCUCUCGAGGCAAUUCUAAUUUCUUAGGCUUAGAAAUGUUCGAUACACAGACCCAGACAGACUUAAAUUUCUUCCUGGACACUCCCUACCUGCCUCUGGGGAACAUUUUGAAGCCCUCUGCUUUUCUGAUGAGUGCAGACUCUUCCAAUACAGAAACCCAAACAGAAAUGAGGUGUCCUGACAGCGUGAUCUCCGAUCAUAUGUCAGACAGCAAAGUCCAGCUGAACAGUGCUGAGACACAGACCAUAGACAGCUGUCUUGAUACUCUGGGCAGUUUAUUUCUCACCAGCAACGAGACUCAGACCGUUAUGGAUGAUUUCCUUUUGGCUGACUUGGCCUGGAAUACGAUGGAGUCACAGUUCAGUUCCGUAGAGACCCAAACCUGUGCGGAAUUGUGCUCUUUGCUUCAGGGCUCCAACAAAGCAAGCUGCUGAGUGUGCCGUUCCCACACCGUAUAGCAUUUUGAGGGUUAAGUUAUAGGGGGGAAGAAAACUCUGCUGGAGUUAGCUCUAGCUGAGCGUAAUUGACUAUAAAGCCUUGGUUUACAGAUCUUUUCAGAUUGCAGAGUACUUUCACUGUUGUGUAUUGUGACUGAUUUAAACUCUGUUGCAUAUGGUUACAGUUGUACGUUACAUUUGGACACUAUAAGCCAUCCGCUGCUUGCCUCGGCUAUCCUGAAUGUAUGUUCACAAAUCCACAGUUCUCCGCACAUCAGUUUCAAUCAUGUCUGCUGACUGACCUUCACACUGAUGCUAAAGCUGCAUUCUUUGAGAAUUAACGAUAGGACUUCUCUGAGUAAAUAUAAUACCUCCAAGUUUUAACACUAUAACUUUUCCUUUUUCUUGUUUUUCUGCGUAAACUGGUGUUGCUUGUCCCUGUUCAGAAGUUUAUCUGUUAAGAGUCUCCAGCCUGUAAAUUCAGUCUUCAGCCUAUUGAUCUGUUACAGUCGACCAGUUCUGCAACCGUGUCAGUUCCCAUGUCAUUAAAUGUAAUUUUCUAAGGAAAGGAGCCACAAAGUCUGUGAACCAGAUUUUCUUUAACUUUUGCCUGGGUAUUUUUCACUGUCAGGAAGUGAAUAAUAAUAUUGUCUUAUAGGCCCUGGGCUGACAAAGAUGCCAUACAGUUUAUGUCUGGAGUAGGUGCAGCUGACUACUAAGAAAACAAUGAGUAAUCUUAUAGCCAGAUUUAAACAAAAAAAAAAAACACUCCUGUGUAACCUCAAUUGAUAUCACAGUUUUGGAGCUGAACUCAAUAGUUCCAAAACUUCUACCAAGUACAGAAAAUAAGCAGAGGAACAAAUGCAGAAAUGGAAAAGGACUCACCUAGAGACAAGCUGCAAAAUUCCUUUUCUAAAUGCAUUUUGAAUUUAACAAGUCUUCAAAGUUUCUGGUUUAAGCAUAAUCUUCUGGGUUGUCCAAGAUUGUUUCUUGUUCACCCUUAUUUCUGCUGGAUGUAAUUGUUUCCACUGUUUAGAAAUCUGCACACUGUUUCUAGAGACAGAUAUGUCAGCUAAUAUUAAAAUAGCUGCUUCCAGAACACUGAUUUAAGACAAUUGUUUAGAAAGCCAAGAACAGGUUUACAGUUCAACCAAGUCAUUUGGUACAUCUACAGAUACUGCAGGAGGACAGUCUAUCAAAGACCAGGUGACUUACAGUCAUCUUUAUCAAAGAUCUCAAUAUUGGAGUACAUUGGUGAGGGUGAGUAAAUGUUUUGAUUUUUCUGUUGGGCACUGGAUUCUCUGAGCACCAUUGUAGUUUUCCAGAAGCCGAAAGGGUAUGGUUUUAUUGAUUCUAGCUCUUCCAAUAAUUAGGCAACAUGAAAAGAACUGCUUAGUGUGUUUCGGUUGGGAGUCAGCACAAAAUUUAGUUUAGGAUCAAGAUUUUAUUAAAGAGAAAUAUUUCAUUAAAUUUCUUAAGGCCUUAUUCUCUCUAAUGUUUCCGUAGUUAGUAAGAUUGCUUAUCUUUUUGACAGUCUGCCUUGGAAGAGGGUUCUUGGCUGUUGAAUUGCUUAUCUAAUUAUUUAAGGUAAAAGAAUGGCAGCUUGGUAAAUAGCCGGUGUACUUUAAUUUAGAACUCUGGCUCACCCUCCAAAGGAUGUUUUUUACAUGUGGUGGGAAAUGAAGGAUUCAAAUGAGACAUAGAUUUUGUCAAAAUGCAUCAGUGACGGCAUCAGUCUGUAAACACUGUCUAUUUGUGUGUGUACACAUAGUAUGCCAUACAAGUUGCUUUUAUCAAAGAGUAAUUGCCUACACAAGGAAGUGUCCGUAUAGUUUCGUAUUUCACAAGGAAGAAGCAUCGAUGUUUUUACUGUAGAUUUGGGUGAACAUUUAGGGUGUACAAGAACAUUUCUAAUCAAGCCGACAUGUGGGCCUACAAGCCGGUGCAGUCUGCUUACAGAAGUAUACAGCCCAGUAGCUAGAAUUCAAAAUGCAGUGCCCUUGCUAUGCAUUUGAUAGAAGUCCUUACAGCCUCCCUGGAUCUGCCUAAUGUAUCUAUGUUUCAAUAUAGCCAAAAGUUUAUGCAUUCAUCUAAGUGCAUUAACAAAGGUUUUGCUCAAAUAGCUAUCCUGUUAUUUAAAAGUAGCAGCACCGAUUCAGUGGAAGUCAUUUUGAUGUAUAAGCUGUUCCUUCAUGGUGGCUUUAAGGAA